CUCUCUCACACACACACACACACACACUUUAUGGGAGCAAAGUUGGGUCAUCAGGCUUGGUGACAAGUGCCUCUGUCACCUGAGUCAUCUUGCUGCCCCUCCCUCCAUUAUGGCAUGUUGUCUCAUAUACUAUGGUCUGCUCUGAAAUAUGUCUUCUAUCUUCUAUAGCUUUGUUUUUCCUCUUCUGCAUUGUGAUGGAUGGAAGCUUCUUCCUCUGGGCAUAACUAGAGGACUUUGCUCCAAAUUAUGACAGCUAGAGCAGAACUGAUAGUGACAGGUUAAUGGUGAUGUCUUGGUAUUCCCUAGGAAGGGUCAAGGAAUCCUCACCCUUUUUCUUCUGCCUGUGGUCCUGAGAGAUGCUGCAAUAUAUAACAAGCAGAAGAUUAAUCAAAAGCAGCACUUCAUGAUGUACUCUCCAUGAAUUUGUCAUCCAUGGAGGGGUUUCUUGGAAUCUCUGUGGAGCUCCUUACAAGAUCUUCCACCAGACUCCCUAUCACCUCUUCUCAGUAUCUCUGACUGAAUUCACAGAAAACCAUCCAGCUUCUGGUUACUGAGAGGACAGGGUCACGACCCAGGGUGACCAUGCCAGCCAAUUGCACGCCAACCCCGGAAGUUACGCCAUUGGCACCAGAGGAUCCUGGAAACUCCUGUGAGAAUCUCACUAUGUCGCCCUGACUGGCCUGGAACUUGGUGUAGACCAGGCUGGCCCUCAACCCCACAGAGAUUCGCCUGACUCUGCUGUCUAAGUUCUGGACUUAAAGGUUUCUCCGGUGAUGCAGUAAGCCAGAUCAAGCCGAAUUGAAAAAGUAAAAGAACAGGUUUAUUUUGAGCAAAGCAACUCCCGGUGAGUCCUCCAGUCCCCAGAGAUCGAGGCGGGAGAAGGGGCAGGAGAAAUCCCAUGGCCGAAAUAAAGCAGGGUGUUUAUGUACCCUGUAGACAAGGGGUAAGGGUGUGUCCAACCCAGGCUGGGUUUGUGCCCAAUUACAAUGCGUUGGGUGGGGACUUGGACCACUGGCAGCUUCAGGGGAGGAGCCACCACAGCCAUCAAGAAUGCAGAACUGGGUUUUUGGGGGUUCUUCUCCAUUGGAGAUUCUCUGAGAGGGUGGGGUUUAGAGUGAGAGAAAUGAGGCCCUCUGGAUCAAACAGGAGUGAGUUGGAAAUUUCCAGGUGAACCCUACCUAUGGCACCAAACUGUUGUAGAGCCUUUCACUCUGCCCCUACAGAUUUCCUGCUACACCCUGUCCUUCAAGGACUGAGAUGAAGUGGUGUCAAGCUAUACCCAGCAAGGUGGUGUAAUACAACCCCUAUAUAAACCACAGAGGGCAAGGCACAGUGCCAGAAACUUGUUUGGAGAGAUUUUUAACUAUGUAGUCUCCAGUCAACUCCCUCAGCUGUGCUUAGCACCCGUGAGGCCUGCAGGAAACCCUAGGAUUGAGGAUGUAGAUUUCUGCCCUAGUGUCAAACCUCACAAAACAGCAUAAUAGAGAAAGGGUUUACUUGGCUCGCAAUCCCAGGCUACAGUGUUCAUGUGGGAUGAUGUCACAGCGGUGGGAACUUGAAACAGCUAGCCACAUCUACAGUCAAGAGCAAAGAGAAUGAAUGAUGCAUGCUUACUUGUGCUCAGCCCCCACCCCAGUUAUGUGGUUCUGGAUCCCCUACCUAGGGAAUGGUGCAGACCACAGUGGGCUUUCCAUAUCAAGUAACAUAAUCAGGACAGUCUCGCACAGGCCAACAUGAUCCAGACAGUCCCUUGCUGAUACUCUCUUCCUAUGAUUCUAAAUUGUGUCAAGUUGACAAAAUUAACCAUUAAAAUGCCCAAGGUAAUGAUGGUUGCUGGGAUCCUCUUGCCCUCCUGAUUCUGAGCUGAUUGCCACUAGGGACUGGGAGGGUGGUGAGGCAUUGCCUUUUGUCCCCUCAUGUGGCCAUCUUGGGUUUCUGUACUCUGGGGUUUCUGUGACACCUCUGAUGCCCCCAGGAAUCUUCUUUAAUUAUUUCUAUCACCAUAUAGUCAUUUGUUAUUUUGUCUGUGGAAUGAGUGUUAGGGUUUCUACUUGGCCAUCUUGCUGGCCUCAGUCUCGAGGGACUUUGCAAAUGAAUGAAAGACAAAAACAGAACCCAUAUUCCUUAUUUCUAGAUAUGUUUUUUCACCCACUCCAAGUCUGUUUACACUGAACAGGAGUUUGCUCUUACAGGAAUCAGUGUCCAUCAUGGAUGUGACUAUAGAUUUCGGCAGAGAAGAAUGGCAGCACCUAGACCCUGAUCAAAGAAGUCUCUACCGGGAUGUAAUGCAGGAGACCUACAGUCACCUGCACUCAGUGGAAGAAUUGCAACAGAUUGGUGACCAGAAAGAGACCUAUCAGCAAAUAGGAAAUAAAUCAGGAAGUGAUGUUAUUUUCAUCAAGAAGACACUGGAUACAAAGGGUCAUCAUGGAUGUAAGGUCAUUAGAAAAAUAAUUCACGUGAACCCAUAUAUUAUUCUCCCUUCCAAAAGACCUCAUCAGUGUGACCCAUUUGGGAAUGAUCUGAAGCGGAAUUUAGAUUUACAAAGUCACAAUGAAAAUUAUGGGCCAAAGAGAAUUAAAAAGAUUGCUGAAUAUGGUAAAAUUUCUUCCUAUGCCAACGCUGACCAUACUGUAGGAGGAGAGAAAUUAUGGGACAGCAAUCAGUGUGGAAAAGCCCUCAAUUAUGAACAAGUACCUUGUCAAUAUCAGAAAUUUUAUGUUGGCGAGAAGUCAUAUGAAUGUGCUGAAUUUGGAAAGCUCUUUACCCAGAAGUCACAGCUCAAAGUACAUAUGAAAUCUCACACAGGAGAAAAACUCUAUGUAUGUGUGGAAUGUGGGAAGGCAUUUUCACAGAAGCUGGAAUUGAUUACCCAUCAGAAAACCCACACUAGAGAGAAGCCCUAUAAAUGCAAUGACUGUGAAAAGUCCUUUUUCCAAGUGUCUUCUCUCUUCAGACAUCAGAGGAUUCACACUGGAGAAAAGCUCUAUGAGUGCGGCGAGUGUGGGAAAGGCUUCUCAUAUAACUCGGACCUCAGUAUACAUCAGAAAAUUCACACAGGAGAGAGACAUCAUGAAUGCAUUGACUGUGGUAAAGCAUUCACACAAAAGUCCACGCUCAAGAUGCACCAGAAAAUCCAUACAGGAGAGCGGUCCUAUAUAUGUAUUGAGUGUGGACAGGCUUUUAUCCAGAAGACACACCUGGUUGCACAUCAGAGGAUCCACACUGGGGAGAAGCCAUAUAGAUGCAACAACUGUGGGAAAUCCUUCAUUUCCAAGUCACAACUCCAGGUCCAUCAGCGAAUUCACACAAGAGUGAGGCCUUAUAUGUCUGCUGAAUAUGGGAAAGUCUUCAGCAGUAGUCCCAACCUCAUUCCACAAAAGAAAGUCCAAGUUAGGGAGAAAUCUUCCAUCUGCACUGAAUGUGGGAAGGCCUUCACUUACAAGUCAGAAUUAAUCAUUCAUCAGAGAAUUCACACUGGAGAGAAACCUUAUCAGUGCAGUGACUGUGGAAAAGCCUUCACCCAGAAGUCAGCUCUCACAGUGCACCAAAGAAUCCAUACAGGAGAAAAAUCGCACGUGUGCGUGAAAUGUGGGCUGGCUUUCAUCCAAAAGGCGCACUUGGUUGCACACCAGAUAAUCCACACUGGAGAAAAACCUUAUAAGUGUGGUCACUGUGGGAAACUCUUUAAUUCCAAGUCACAACUCCAUGUACACAAACGAAUUCACACAGGAGAAAAACCUUACACAUGCAGUCAAUGUGGAAAGGCAUUCACCAGCAGAUCAAAUCUCAUCACACACCAGAAAACGCACACAGGAGAAAAAUCCUAUAUAUGUUCAAACUGUGAAAAGGCCUUCACUCAGAGGUCAGACCUGAUUAUACACCAGAGAAUUCAUACCGGAGAGAAACCAUAUGGAUGCAGUACUUGUGGGAAAGCCUUUACCCAGAAAUCACACCUCAACAUACACCAGAGAAUUCAUACAGGAGAGAGACAGUACAAAUGCCACGAAUGUGGGAAAGCCUUCAAUCAAAAAUCAAUACUCAUUGUGCAUCAGAAAAUCCAUACAGGGGAAAAGCCCUAUGCAUGUACUGAGUGUGGGAGAGCUUUCAUCCGCAAGUCAAACUUCAUCACCCAUCAAAGAAUUCACACUGGAGAGAAGCCUUAUGGAUGCAGCGACUGUGGAAAAGCCUUCACCUCUAGGUCUCAGCUCCUGGUGCACCAGCCGGUGCACACAGGUGAGAAGCCUUAUCUGUGUGCUGAAUGUGGGAAAGCAUUCAGUGGCAGGUCAAAUCUCAGUAAGCACCAAAAAACUCAUACCGGGGAGAAACCGUACAUCUGUUCCGAGUGUGGGAAGACCUUCAGACAGAAAUCAGAGUUAAUUACACAUCAUAGGAUUCAUACUGGAGAGAAGCCUUACGAAUGUGGCGACUGUGGGAAAUCUUUCACUAAGAAGUCACAGCUCCAAGUGCAUCAGCGAAUUCAUACAGGAGAAAAGCCUUAUGUGUGUGUUGAGUGUGGGAAGGCCUUCACUGAUAGGUCCAAUUUAAAUAAACACCAAACAACACACACUGGAGAUAAACCUUAUAAGUGUACAGUCUGUGGAAAAGGCUUUGUUCAGAAGUCAGUACUCAGUGUGCAUCAGAGUAUUCAUACUUAAAUGGUAUGAGGAAAAACUCAUUGAGGAUAUGUCCUGUUGUAAUCACUGUCUCUAUGAAAUGGGAUGAUAUGUAUACUGUUGUAAAUAAAAAUGGCCAUGUGACAGUACCACACAUUACUGCUCAGAAAAGGACCUCCAAGAAAGUACUGAAUGGAGAAGGACCUUUCUACAUGCUCUGAAGAAACGGCAUCAAUUUGAAACAAUAGAUGUUGAUAAGAAUCCUGUUAGUGAAAUCCUGUUAGUGCCAACUAAUUGAAUAAAACCAUAUAACAUACAUGA
This is a messenger RNA of Mesocricetus auratus (golden hamster), 4937 nucleotides long. Its product is annotated as zinc finger protein 27. The transcript has 5 exons. Bases 2208 to 4658 code for a protein of 816 amino acids. Gene Ontology annotation, biological process: regulation of transcription by RNA polymerase II. The record is from RefSeq and is a predicted model, not a curated record. Gene Ontology annotation, molecular function: DNA-binding transcription factor activity; RNA polymerase II cis-regulatory region sequence-specific DNA binding. Lineage: Eukaryota; Metazoa; Chordata; Mammalia; Rodentia; Cricetidae.